CAGUUGACAAGGUUCUCCAAGCCAUUCGAUAACCCGCAAACAUGAAAGUAUUCAUCUUAAUUGUGUUGUGCUUGACGGCAACAGCAGUGACUGGUCAAGACGAAGUCCCAUCGCCGCAAGAAUCUGUUCCAUCUGUUCCUGAACGCAGUGAGGAUGCAGAUGGCUACGGUCCUGAACGCGUCAAGAAUCCUCCUUCCGCUCCUGUCACCAUUCCGACUGCUGCUGCCGCUGCUAACGCUUACUCGGCUGCUUAUGCUCAACCGGCAGCACCAGCAGUAGCACCAGCAGUAGCACCAGCGGCAGCACCAGCGGCAGCACCGGCCCGCGUACCAGGACAAUCAGCAGCAGCUCAGCCUCCGAUGAUGUUGAUGCCUUACAGCUUCCAGUACGGAGUGAACGACGAUGCCAUUGGUCUGGAUUUCGGCCAUAAAGAGAGCAGCGACGGCCUAGUCGUCACGGGAACUUAUUACGUUCUACUCCCCGACGGUCGCAUGGAGACGGUCAAUUACAAAGCUGACGACAAUGGAUAUGUGGCUGAAGUUAUUUAUGAUGGAGAGGCCAAAUAUGACAAUGUCAAACCUCAGAAAGGAGCCGGUAGUUCACCAGCAGGCACCUCCGCGCAGUUGCAAGCUCCAUCAAAACCAGCAUCCGCACCUGCCCCACCUACAAGAGCUCCACAAUCGUUGCCCGUCUCUAAUGCUACACCAAAAGCGCCAGCAACGCUGCCAACUGCUACACUAAAAGCGCCAACAAAAGCGCCAACAAAAGCGCCACCAACUGCUUCAGCCCCCGUCUGGCCAGCUGUCAAAGUACCAGUAGUACCUGUCGCUCCUGCUGUAGACCGAACUCCUUCGGUCAUUCCUGCUACUUCUGCCCCUGUCGCCGCUCCGGCUCCUGCUCCGAGCGCUGUUCCAGCUCCGACUGCAGUUUGGACUCAAGCUGUUGCGCCUCCGCCACCACAGUUAUCUCAAGUCACAACAGCACAGGCUAACACACCUCCAGCGGGAUUGGUUCGUCCGGUUGUCCAACCAGGAGUACAGGCCAUAUCUUAUGGCCAACCUUCUCCUCCUGUUCCAGCUCCUGCCCCAGCUUAUCCGGUUGCUCCAAUUCCGCUUAACCAGAGAAACACACCCAAGCCACUUGUCAAUCCGUAUUAAAUUUGAGCGGGAUCGCAUAAUGAUUAACGAAAAAUUGCUUCCUCGACAAAUCCUUAUAUAAAAUGGUGAUAUAGCUAGAAUAUAUACAAUUAUACAUAGAACAUAAUCGAAUUAAAUAUAAGUGCAUUGGCGAAGUAUGAUAUAAAUUUAUAA
Molecule: messenger RNA, 1310 nt
Organism: Daphnia pulicaria
Lineage: Eukaryota; Metazoa; Arthropoda; Branchiopoda; Diplostraca; Daphniidae
Product: cuticle protein-like
Exons: 3
Coding region: 42-1157 (371 amino acids)
Cellular component (GO): extracellular matrix
Source: RefSeq, a predicted model, not a curated record